Anopheles nili is the source of this 1835-nucleotide messenger RNA. It is a transcript of the gene Mef2, whose product is annotated as myocyte-specific enhancer factor 2. Gene Ontology annotation, molecular function: protein dimerization activity; histone deacetylase binding; DNA-binding transcription factor activity, RNA polymerase II-specific. Gene Ontology annotation, biological process: positive regulation of transcription by RNA polymerase II; cell differentiation. Bases 117 to 1835 code for a protein of 572 amino acids. The record is from RefSeq and is a predicted model, not a curated record. The transcript has 8 exons. NCBI's taxonomy places the organism in Eukaryota, Metazoa, Arthropoda, Insecta, Diptera, Culicidae.
AAACAAAGGUAAAAAAAGGAAGGAAAAAGGUGGUGUAGGUUGUGGGUGGCAAAAAGCAAAAGCGCUGAGGCGUCCAGAAUUGUGAUCACGAUUGCCGACAGGAGCACGCGCCCAAGAUGGGACGGAAGAAGAUACAGAUUUCCAGGAUAACGGACGAGCGGAACCGGCAGGUGACGUUCAACAAGCGCAAGUUCGGCGUGAUGAAGAAAGCGUACGAGCUGUCCGUGCUGUGCGACUGCGAGAUCGCGCUGAUCAUCUUCAGCAGCAGCAACAAGCUGUACCAGUAUGCGAGCACGGACAUGGACAAGGUGCUGCUGAAGUACACCGAGUACAACGAGCCGCACGAGUCGCUGACGAACAAGAACAUAAUCGAGUUGCAGGUAAACGCGCAGAAAGAGAACAAAAACGGCACGAUGUCACCGGACUCGCCGGAACCGGAAGACAGCUACACGCUCACGCCCCGCACCGAGGCGAAGUACAACAAAAUCGACGAGGACUUUCAGAUCAUGAUGCAACGCAACCAGCAGCUGACGGCCGGCGGUGCCAGGCCGAAUAUGACCGCGAAUAGCUACUCGCUGCCGGUUUCCGUGCCCGUGUCUGUGCCCGUCAUUGGCACCUACAAUGACGCGAUGCUCCAGAGCAGCCCACAGAUGGCACACAAUAGUAUUAGCCCACGGCCGUCCAGCUCGGAGACGGACUCGGUUUAUCCCUCUGGAGGCAUUCUGGAAAUGUCGAACGGCUAUCCACACUCGGCGUCGCCCCUCGGUGGUUCACCCAGCCCCGGUCCGAGUCCAGGUAUUGGCUCACAUCAGGCGCAUAAUAAUAACAAUAACACGCAUAACACGCAUAACAAAAAGUUCCAUUUCGACAAUGCAGUGCAAACGAUCAAGCAAAGCCCGUCAGGUGGCAGCGGCAGUUCCGGGUCGCGAUCCACCAACCUGCGAGUAGUCAUCCCGACACCGAUGAACCCGACCAUCACGGCGGACGACAUAUCGUACGUGGAGCACGCGCGGCAACAGACGAAUUUAAACACCCCCGUUGUGGCCCUGCAAACCCCAAUCCCGGGGCUGGCGAACUACACGACCACGUUGGGUUCGUUCGGGGCGCAGGAUUUCUCACUCAACCCCGACAUCAUGAUUGGACCGUGGAGUGCGGCCUCCAGCCAUAGCCAGAAUUCGUCCGCGGCCGUUGCAGCCGCCGCCAUGGGCACGCUUCAGCACUCGAGAAUACUUUUCAGCGGUUUGCCCCAUCUAGCGGUUUCGAACAGCACGCCGCCCCCCUCGACAUCCCCGCUCUCGGUGAAAAUCAAGGCGGAACCAAUUUCACCCCCACGGGAACACCACAACGCGUCACACCACCACGGUGGUGGCGGGGGUGUCCCGGUGGGUGGUGGUGGUGGGGCCACGUCCGGUGCCAAUGGUGGCGUUAGUGGGCCCGUCCCCGGAACCGGCAAUGGUGUAAAUGCGUCGACCAGCGCGAACAGCAGCCAACAAAAUGGCGCCCAACAGCUUACCUCCAUGGGCAACGUGGUGGUAGCGGGUGGCGGCGGUGGUGGUGGUGGAGGAGGAGGUGGAACAACCAACACCCUCGGGGGGAACCUCAACCACACGCACCUCAUACAUUCGCGACCUUCCUCAACCGGGCACCUAACACCGACCCCGGACUCCUAUCUGCCUCUCGGGGGGCACUUGGCAGGUUCGGUAACACCGACGAACGCACCCUCACCGGUCGACAUUCGGCAUCUCAGCACGGGCGGCAGCCAUCUGCCGGAGUACGACGCCCCGGCAUCGCAGGCACAUAAAAGACCCCGAAUUUCCGAAGGUUGGGCCACAUAG